AUACGCUAUAAACAAGCACAAUAGGAGGUUCAGGAGUUGGGCACAGCAGCGAGUUCGGCAAUAUCGGCUAGCCACAGCGGUGACGAUAACAACAGACCCUUCGUUGAUGGAUGCAGCGUAUCUGGCUGCGGCUGUGCAGAAAGCGGCGUCGUUGAGGAAGCACGAUGUUGAGUUGUGGAGGGGAUUUACUCGACGUUUGUUGGAGCUAUUGGAUGAGAUACCCCCGGAGCACAUUGGGUACGUCCUUUGGGGGUAUGGGAAGUCCCUGUACCUCCCUGCUAAUGCUAAGGAGGUGUACUUAGCGUUAUUCGAUCGCGCGAGGCAACUACUACCCCAGUUAUCGAGUCAUGCCGUAAUGGCUACUCUGUGGGCUAUGAAACGCGUCCAGAUACAACCGGUAGUAAAGCCUCUGUGCUUUGGGGUCCUUACCAUUCCUCGCUCGAUUCAGCACAAGUCGGAUCUGAUGGAAUUUGCAAAGCAUGUGAUGGAAAGAAGAGACAGUAUUCGGCCAACGGAUUUUUGUAAAGUAUUAUCGAACCACUACUCCACCUGUGGGUUCAGGAAGCAGUUCUCGGAGGUAGCGCAGAGCAAGUACGAUGAGGAGCUCUUCGCGCAGGGUUUUAGAGCGGUGGUGAGCCCAACGGCUAUAUAUACCCUAUGGAACGACAAUAUGCGGGCUUACAUACUGGAGAGGUACUCCAAGAUGGCUGGAGGUCAUUUUAGUUGUCCUGGCAGGUUUAGGAGAGUUCAACAGACCGCCCGACCCAAUCAUCUCCAUGCAGCGUAUCGUGCGGCAGUCAUCUGUAGAGUUCAUCAUCCGAGCGUCUGGUUCAACAUGUCUCGGCCGGCAAGACAGUUCUAUACUCGGCUGUCUAUGAGGCACAUACCGCUUGGUAAUAUUAAACCUGGUCCGAUGCAUAGGGACGUUUCCAAGCAUCUAGCGGAGCUCCAAGUUGCCCAUAGGAACUCCUUUCGUUGGGGACCGUUCACUAUCGACAUUGGCAUUGAGGAAAAGGAGAUACAUGAUUCUGAGCAGUUCGAUGAUGAUCGAAAGAAAUGCAUCUUCAUAGACGGCCCGACGCAGUUCUAUUUCUCUACCAACGAGUAUCUGGAGUCAGUUAAAAUGUACCAUAGCACGCUGUCCUCCCUGGGGUGGCUGGUCUAUAGGGUGCAUUGGAUGGAAUGGGCUCAAACGUACGAGGAGGAAGGUGGUGGUAAGGAGGCGCGGUUGAGCAUCCUGAGGAAGAUUAUGGAUUCGGAAUCAGCACCUGAUACACUCCUCGAUGGUGAGAGCAUGGAGAUUGGACGGAAGGACCUCAAGAGGUUCAAGUGA
Messenger RNA from Perkinsus marinus ATCC 50983, 1333 nucleotides. Its product is annotated as secretory protein, putative. Lineage: Eukaryota; Perkinsozoa; Perkinsida; Perkinsidae. The transcript is spliced from 11 exons. The annotation marks the transcript as partial. The record is from RefSeq and is a predicted model, not a curated record.